This is a messenger RNA of Trichoderma asperellum CBS 433.97, 1137 nucleotides long. RefSeq lists its product as uncharacterized. Gene Ontology annotation, molecular function: nucleotide binding. Lineage: Eukaryota; Fungi; Ascomycota; Sordariomycetes; Hypocreales; Hypocreaceae. The record is from RefSeq and is a predicted model, not a curated record.
AUGGCCCCUAUCCGAGUUGGUAUCAUUGGUCUUGGUGCCAUAGAACCUGGACUUGUUGCUGCUGGAGCUUGGGCCGCUUCUGCUCUUCUACCAUCCUUUCUCUCCUCGCCUCACUAUGAGCUCGUUGCCGUGUGCAACUCUACCGUGGCAUCUGCUCGUCGAUCCAUCGAGUUUCACAAGCUGGGCUCGACAGUCAAGGCUUACGGCAACCCAGAGGACAUUGCCAACGAUCCCAACGUUGACCUGGUGGCUGUGUCUAUCAACGUUGGAAAGCACUACGCUGUAGCCAAACCCGCCCUCUUAGCCAAGAAGCAAGUCUUUGUAGAAUGGCCUCUUGGAGCAAACACGGCAGAGGCAGAAGAACUGACAAAGCUGGCCAAAGACGCCAAUUUGAAGACGAUUAUUGGCACGCAGUUCCUUGCUGAUCCCGCCUUUGCCAAAGUCAAGGAGUUGGUCGACAGCGGUGCCAUUGGCAAGAUUACGAGCACAGAGGCUCAGCUUUCGCCCAACUACGGACCUCCCGAUGUCUGGGGGUUUGAUGCAACCUAUUACCUGGAUCUCAAGUCGGGUGGUAACGAAUUCCACAUUGCAAUGGCUCACUUCCUUGCAGGAUUUCUGCAUGUGCUGGGCGACUUUGCUACCGUCAAGGCGUCAUUCCUCACCCAGUAUCCGACAGUGAAGCUUCUCGACCAAAGAACUGGCCAGAUUGUCGACCCAGCAUAUCCCAGAAAGGCCCCGGACCACAUGUUUGUUCAAGGUGUUCUCAACAAUGGCGCCAUCGCCAGCGUCAACUAUCGCCGUAACCCUCAGCUCGUUGGAAAGCCUACGCGCUGGGUCAUCACCGGCACAGAGGGUGAAAUCGAGUUCACCGUUGACGGGCCCAUGCUGCAAAUGGGUAGCCACCCGCGAGAAAUUCGCAUCAAGACGGCUAAGGAAGAGAACGGGGCUAGAGUGGUUGCAUGGGGAGAGGGUACCCCGGCACAUGUUGAGGGCGUGGCAUUCCCAGGACAGAACACGGCUUACCUGUUUGAAGAUUUUGCCGUGAGCAAGGAGGGCGCUCCUGAUUUUGAGGACGCAUUGAGGUUGCACAAGCUGUUGGAUAGGAUUCUUAAGGAUGCGAACCCCAAGUAUGAUUGA